This is a messenger RNA of Amoebophrya sp. A25, 4602 nucleotides long. NCBI's taxonomy places the organism in Eukaryota, Dinophyceae, Syndiniales, Amoebophryaceae. The record is from the annotation of a GenBank genome assembly.
UCGGUAUCCUCGCUGUACUAGCCAGGAACCCGAACCAUCGCGACCCCCAACUUUCCCUAACUCAGCACUUUCGUGCGGUGUUGCAGUAGUCCCACAAUAUUAUCUUCAGCUGCCGAAGUGUAACUGUAGUUUUUCUUUCAUCUAGUACAUGUACAUGAAUCUUCUAAACAGUUCCAUGAGAAGUAGUUCUUGUGGGCUCCUUUUUGUAACACACUCUAUAGGAGCAAACUACAUCAGAGAAAUUGAGUUUCUAUGGUUCGCCAAGAUGAACGCCACGCCCACGCGAGGCUUCCGCGUUUUGAGUCGCCGGUCAGAGGUGCUCUAGUGUCAUUCCGAGCAUAGCUCCUGCGAAGCGACGCGCCAUCACCAAGACAUUAUUUACACAGAAGAUUGAAUCAAAACUACCUCCAACCAAGGGAAACGCGCUUGCUAAGAAAUUAGUGCGGUAGAAUAAUGUUAAAAGAAGUGAAGAACUAAGUGCUCGAGAGAAGGCACUGAGAAGUGCAACCUCCUUGUGGUCAUCCUCUCCCUUUGGUAGUACUACAUCAGGACGAGGACGACUACGAGUACGACAGGACGUGGGCAUAGGCGCCACAUCAAAGGAUUGGAGGACUUCUAGUCGUGACAACUACAGUAAUCACUGGUGCUGGUCAACAUCAUCUCCACUACUUCGCGAUUGUUGCAACUUCGAAAACUACCACAAGAUGCCAGCGAACGUUUUCAGUCCGAACGCGGCUAAGCUAGCUGAUACCAAAAAGUACUACAAGGCGUCAAACCACAUAACUAGGCAAAAUGACGACCGUUUCGAUCGGCAGAGGUUCGAGAACUACACAGCUUGGUUGGACACGCAGUCAAGAGCAAUGCAAAAGUUAUGAUGAUAUCUGCUUGUGGUUGGCAUUGGCUUUCGUCUUGAGCAACUUUGUAUGUGGUACUUGUCAUUGUCUCACAGGUGACCAUAUUGACGAUGACCUUUCAUUUUCCAUCGCAAUGUAAGUAUGUGUAUUUUAAUUUUUAUUUGCAAGUAAGUUGAUUCAUUUUCAUAAUUCUUCACUUGCAACCACCUCUUCUAACGCAAAGUGAGACUUACUUUUUCGGAAGAAAAGUCGAGAAGCCAUUGUACGGCUUCGAGCCGCCAAGAGAGCUCUUCCAGAAGGACAAGCAAGAAAAGCCUUUCGUGAUUCAGGUAUCUACUUUGGUCUCAAUUUUAGUCGCUUGUUAAGGUUGUUUAUUGGAAUUGGUCAAUCACCAGUAUCAGUAUCUUGACAGAUGCGCAAUAGGAAAAGCAAAUGUUUAUGUUUACUUCUCAAAGACCACGAUCAGAAACAGAAUGAGCUAUCUCUGUAACUGAUGUGCCACCUGUCACACAUGCAUGAUCCUCAAUCUAUCACCUUAAAACAGGAACCGAGUUUUACAUCCGGAACAGUUUGCGCGAGAAAGUACGAUAAAAACUACAUUGUCACUGAUGACAAACUUGAGGACUUGAGGGCGGAUCCAUAUCACGAGCCAAACUUCAUGGCUAUCAAAACGAAGGAUCACUUUGGAGAUCACAGGUACAACUGAUAGAAGAAGUAAGCUCAUGUAAGAUGUUCUUCUUCCCAUCAUCCUCGGAGGCGAGCAGGUGCCGGUGGGGCUCGUCGUGCAGGAUCCAUAACCUAACCUAACCAUCUUGUAGCUUGUAAAAGAUUAUUCUAGUAGUUCGAAAUUCAUUUUCAUUUACUAUUUAAUUCGCUAUAAGCAUAAGCUCCUUUUCUCCGGCUCGGCAACAUCAAAAUCAACAUCAAAAUCGAGGUCCGGAUCACGGCAUCCAAUGAAAGAGAGGCUUCCGCAACUAUGGAGACCGGUGGACAAGGAACUUAGGAAAGCUGUGCCCCAGGAGAUGGUAGACUCGUGGAUGAAGGCGAAUGGCGGCGAUAGCAAAAAAUCGAAUAAAACGGUACUGAUUUUCCAUCUGAAACAAGUCUAGUAAAGACUGAUUUCUUGAUGUAGUAGAUCAUGUGCUUGCAUCUACUAAACGUACUAAACCACUAUUAGUAUUACGUGGUUGUAAAUGAUUAAUGCUUAUGCUGUGCCUGUGGUGGUGCUGCUGCUGAUGACCAUGUUCAUCGUCGUUCAUCGUCGUGCGUUGCCCUUCAUCUCAAACACUUGGUUUAGGUUUGCUUGACCUAGUAUCCUUCAAAAUCGAAUUCUACAGGAUCCAACUUUCCAAGUGCUCUUUCGCAGCGACAACGACGUCCUGGCGCGUUCCAACGCACAGAGAAUACGCGAGUUGAAUUUGGACACUAGUACCACAGCAUUGCCUCACUACCUAGAGGAACAGAAAAAAGGACUGCCUUAUGGCUUCUAAAAGAUUAAGCAGCACUAUAGACUAUGCUAUGCGUACUAGUAAUGCUUGUACUUGCCCCCGUUACUACUUGUACUUCUUCGUGAAUAUGAAACAAGAGAGACAUUAUGUACUCCUAAUUUGCACAUUUUUCGAAGAGUACAAAUUGGUGCUCUAAUCCCGACCACCUCCAGAACCUCCUGUUAUUGGUGAAGAUUCCCUACUCCCAGCCGACAAGACCGGAAGAAUCUUCAAAAAUCACGAAUCAGCGAGAUUGCAGAACGUUGUGCGGAAAGACGAACGUUUUGUGCAGGAAAUCGAUCACUUGUAUUUAUGAAGAUGGUUUUUUUAUAGGCUGGUAGGAACAAAGCGAAAGCUUGUUUACUUUAAAUCCUCAUGCAAGAAGUCAGUGACUUGCAUGAAGAUGAAUUACAAGUCAUACAUUAGGAAUGACUUUUGAAGUCACUUCUAAUGCAUUUCUUUCCUGACUAGAAUCCCAUGUCGAUUUCAACCAGAGGACUAGUUCCUUCUCCCUUCCUCACCUCUAAUUUCCCCCGCAAAAGAGUUUCCACCACCGUUCGAGAACCAAGGAGCACUGAAGUAUGCAGGUGGUCUCAGGGACCCCAAGGCGACGAGAGAGGAAUUCCUCAGUCCUAGAAGUCAAGCAGAUAUAAUGAGCGUGACGUUAUGGCUUCGUCAUGUUGAAAAUUUGUCCCUAGACGUACAUCACGUAGAUACGGAAAUGGAUUCAUCCCCUACCUCGAUUAAUAAGUAUUUGCAAACGGAUUAUUCCUAGAAGAGGUGGAGGGUAUGGCUAUGGGAAGAUAGAGAUACCCUUUUAUUUCCACAUCAAGGAUGAUCUACAGCUACGCGCUGCUCUAAUCACAUCACCUAGGAGCUCUCCAGGAGGCGGAAGACUCCCAGCAAAAUGGCUUGGGAAGCACAUGAAAGGAGACGCGCUGAAGGAGUAUGAGACUGUCACCGGGGUUACAGCAACCGUUUCCUCUCCUGCUAAAAGGGUCUAUCCAGAAGAAAGAAUUGGCACGGAACAAGAACGAUUAGCGGAGUGGAAAAGUCUAGCUUUAUGACAGACUUCUUCGUCUUGUGUAAUAUAACAACAUGAUAAACAUUCUAGAUCUAGUUCUAGGUGUACGCGAUGUAGUUACACAUAAUUUGCAAUUUUCUCUAAAGUUGUCGUACUUAUGCACUAGCGGGAGUCCUGCUUCAUGAUUAUGCUACCGAUCUAAAGAUGGCUAAGACUAGAGACAAGGCCCUCACUGCUAAUACCCAAAGUCCCUGCCCACGGUGUCAAAGGCGGUGUCAAAGAAAUACUGAGGCAAAGCUCAAUCCUCCUCAAGGUCCAGCAACAUCCACCGGUAGUACCUCGAAAGGUGUUCGUAUCCGGCGCAGACUUCGAUCGCAGAGGCUGGGACAGAGACACACAUCGAAAUAGAAUGAGAUAUAGAGGAGGUACCGCAGUUGUGUCAGCUGCUUUUCAACAUCAUAUUAUAUAUAUAACAUUUGGCUUUUAUUUGAUCAUUAUCCGAUGUCCUGGAACAAGGUGUUGCCGGAAGAACAUAUGAUAUUGAAUUUUUUUUUCCAAACCAGGUCCUCGCGUCCUGGAAGGUGUUGCCGGAACAUGGGCGCCAGAGGGUAGCGGCAUGGGAGCAUUUGCAGCGGCGCAGGCAGGCUGAUAAGGGCACUACUUCUCGAAGGAGGAACAGAUUAUUUCGUCUGAUGAAGUAGAACAAAUUAGAAGAGUAAAACGAAUACCCGAUUCUGUUCUGUUCAUCGCAAUACAAUACAACAUCGCUUGCGCAAGAACAUGAAAGUUUUAUAAUGCACUCGUUUUUAUUACCAUGAAAAUGAAAAAGUCGAAAUACAAAUAGGAAAUUGAAAUACGAAAUUAGUUGUUGAAAUGCUUUGACAAAGUAAUACUUCCUCGUCCCGAGAGCAAGUUGUAGUCACUCAUUAUUCGUUGAAAUCACACUUUUUGCUCAGUGCUUAAGCUAAAUGACGCGCGUAAAUGUACUAGGUAUUAUCAAGAGUACUAUUUGUUCCAACAUAUCUAUCUCAGUAGGGACCAAAGAAGUCAGAGAUGAAGGGAACAAAUUCAAACGUAGACAACAAGUUAAACGACGUACGAAGUGAAAAGUAGGCGUGGAGGUUGUGAAAACAGAAUGAACGAUAUAAUACUGGACAUCCACUAUCCAGCACCUCUUGAAGAUGACACCAGGAGACGUCGACUGCAUAGAGAAUGAACAGGUUGAUUUUUGACCCCG